Molecule: messenger RNA, 1218 nt
Organism: Monoraphidium neglectum
Lineage: Eukaryota; Viridiplantae; Chlorophyta; Chlorophyceae; Sphaeropleales; Selenastraceae
Exons: 6
Coding region: 1-1218 (405 amino acids)
Source: RefSeq, a predicted model, not a curated record
AUGCACUACAUAGGGGGCGCGUGGCUGAUCCCCGAGCUCAUAAAGCGCGAGCGCGAGGGCCGCCUCAAGCCGCGGCCGGACGCGGGCGCCGCCGGAGCGGCUGCCUCGGCACCGGGGACGGGCGGGGCACACCAUGAGGGUGGGGAUUGGGACCCGGCGGGCAUCAAGCUUGUUGUGGGGCACACUGUGCUGUCUCACGUUACUGGGACGUACCUGCCCGCCACAUGCGGUCUGGGGUCGACGCUGCCGUUUGCGUUCCUCAACAGGCUGAUGUGGCGCGUCGGGCUGGGCAUCGCCGACAAGAACCUCUACCGGCCGCUGCGGGCCGCAACCGUGGAGCGCUUCGGCCUCGACCCCCCGCCGCCCACGUGGCUCGAGAAUGAGCAGGGCAAGCGGCCCCCGACGAUCUACGUGUACUCAUCCGCCCUCGUCCCGCGCCCCCGCGACUGGCCCGCCGCCGCCGUCGUCACCGGGCCGCUGCUGGGCCCCGACAGCCGCGCGUCGCCGCUUGGGCCGGCCGCCGCGGAGCAGGCGGAAGCCGCCGCGCAGCUGCCAGAGGGGCUGCGGGCCUACAUCGCGGCGGCAAAGCGUGCCGGCCGGCCCGUCGUAUACGUCGGCCUGGGGUCCAUGCUGGGGGCAUACUUUGACAACCCUCCAGAAAUUCUGAAGGUCUUGGCAGAGGGCGUCGCCCAAGCCCAGGCCGGCGCCGGCGCCGGCAAGGGCUUCGCGGCGGUCGUGCACACGGUCACAGGCGCCCGCGGGGAGCACGAGGCCAUGCCGCCGCCGCCGGAGGGCUCCGACCUGUUCUGGCUGGACCGGCCCGUGCCCCACUCGGCGCUGCUGCCGCUGGUCGACCUUACUGUGCACCACGGCGGCAUGGGCACGACGCACGCCGCCGCCGUGGCAGGCCGCCCCGCGAUCAUCGUGCCUGUCAGCCUGGCGUCCGACCAGGUCUUCUGGGCUGACAUAAUCCGCCGCCGCGGCGCCGGCGUCGCGAGCCCGCAGCACGCAGGCGCGCUGACGGCGGCGUCGUUCGCCCAGCUGCUGCAGAAGGCGCUGGGCGCCCUGCCUGUGCUGGCGGCGGCGGCGGCGCGGCUGGCGGAGGGCGUGAGGGCGGAGCCCGACGGCGUGGGGGCGGCGGUCGGGGCGCUGCGGCGGGUGAUGGCGGGGGAGGCGAUCGGCAAGGGGCUGCCGGCGCCGGCGCAGGCGGCGGCGUGA